Fusarium verticillioides 7600 is the source of this 1219-nucleotide messenger RNA. RefSeq lists its product as hypothetical. The transcript has 3 exons. The record is from RefSeq and is a predicted model, not a curated record. NCBI's taxonomy places the organism in Eukaryota, Fungi, Ascomycota, Sordariomycetes, Hypocreales, Nectriaceae. The coding region runs from base 105 to 1127 and encodes 340 amino acids.
UGGCCCCACUAUCACAACUUUUUGCUAGAGUUAGGUUGUCGCAACUUUACCUCGAGGUGAUCUACACUUUUCAGGUAGUAUUAGUCCUUGCAAUUAAGAACAAGAUGUCCUACUCAGAGCGCAAUUCCAAGAAACGCAAAACCGAACAUAACGGUCGGGAGGGAGGUUCCGGCAGGCCUUCCACGAUAUUUGACCCAAUUGAAGGUGGUCGGCCAUGGACCAUCUCCGUUGCCAUUCCCAGCAGUAUUCUCUCAGACCUCGCUUCCUCUGACCAGCGAAUGAACCAACCCGCGCGCAUUGCUCGUGCCCUCGCUGCUUUCUCUGUCGACGAAGUGGUUGUUUUUGACGAUUCUCCUCUCGCGACCCGCCCUCGUCACACAGAUACCAGCAGUUACACAGGUGACACCGAUCCAUGCCAUUUCCUCACGCACAUUUUAACCUACCUGGAGGCGCCGCCAUUUAUGCGCAAGGCCCUUUUUCCUCUCCACCCCAACCUGCGACUCACUGCCAUGUUGCCCACUCUCGACAUGCCCCACCACCCAAACCCCAAGGACUGGAUCUCUUAUCGGGAAGGAAUAGUUGUCACUGGUGAAACAAGCACAGGCUCCGGUUCGCUCGUUGAAGUUGGCCUGGGGGAGCCUGUCGAGAUUGAGGCCAAGAUCCCUCCAAAGACACGGAUAACACUCAAGUUUUCAGAGGAUGAGACCCAAUAUCCUGAACCCGUGCAUCCUGCUGCACCAAGAACUGAGGGCGGGUACUAUUGGGGAUACAAUGUCAGAAGGGCCAGUUCCCUCUCCAAUGUUUUCACUGAGAGUCCCUACGAGAACGGUUACGAUGUCAGUAUUGGCACCUCCGAACGUGGUGUUCCAGCCUCUAGGGUUUUCCCGCCGUCUAAGAGAGUCAACUUCAAUCAUCUCAUCAUCGUCUUUGGUGGCCCGCGAGGUCUAGAGUUUGCAGCAAUGAACGAUCAAGAACUCAGCAGUAUGGACAUCCAAGGUCCCAGGACCAAGGAGUUAUUCGACCACUGGGUAAAUGUUUUGCCUGGUCAAGGAUGCCGUAAUAUCAGAACAGAUGAAGCUGUGUUUAUUGCUUUGGCAACAUUGAGAGGUAUUUGGAAUUCUAGUUAGUUUACUGGUAUAGCGAACGAUACCCUUAUUAAGCUUCCCCCUUCAUUUUCUGGACUUCAAAAAGGCAUCUCAAAAUGCUCAUGAUACAUACA